AUGCCAUCCUCGGAUUUAAGCGACGGUGAAUUACGAAGACGCGCUACGUCGACCAUAUACCGAGAAAACAAAACCCUCCGCAUCCGUGAACAUCUGCCGCCAGAGCCAUUCACGGGCGACUACGGGCCUAGUCCCCGUCCUGAAGUCGACUGGUCCCCAUGGCAAGACGUACCCUAUUGGCAAAUCGACCGUGUUGAAUUCGCCCUUGCCAACCCGCCCAUUGAGACGGAGCCCCCGACCGGCCCUGAACGGACAUUAACCAUCGGCCGGACCCUGACGCGGCCGUCCCGUGGCGGUAUCAGUGUUGUCACUUGCUUCCUCGAUGGGGACCGGUCGGUCGAGUACGUGGCCAAAAUUUACGAUGGCGUCGACUACCUCUUGAGCGCCUGGGACGAUGGAACUGAAUAUGAAGGCAAAGGAGGUCACCUUGAUUGCAUGAAAUGGGCAGACAGGGACUACAGCAUUGAGGCUUGGGCCUAUAGGACCAUGCUGCCAGUGAUUGGGAAUACUGGAAUUGUGCCUGCCUACCACGGGUCGUGGACCUUCGCGCUCCAGACCGACCAGCCGGGCCGGCAGCGAUGGGUUCGCAUGAUCUUGAUCGAACUCGUCCAGGGCGAAUGCAUGCUGGAUCUUAUGAACCGGGGGGAAAAGGAGCCCGGCAGCGGAAAGAUGGAUUACGCCCUCCUGCCGCCAGAGGAGUUCCGCCUCCGCGUCCUCCAGAACAUACUCGAGGCCGAAGUUACCAUCUGGAGGGAGACUGCGGUACUUCACAACGAUAUCGAGCCGCGGAACAUCAUGGUCAAGCCCGAUGGCAACAUCGUCAUCAUCGACUUCAACCAAGCCACUAUCUACGACUUCAUCCUUUACGACCUCAAGCACCCAAAGGAUACGGAUCCCGAUUCCCUCCCCUUGACGCCUAUCGAGUGGCAUUGGCCCCUCCCGAAAAGCUUCGACAAGUGGGCGAGGUGGGUUCCCGAGAAAUGGCUCGAGGACAAGGAACUGAGCGCCGAGUGGCUGAUCUUAACGUACCGAGGCUCGCCGCGCUUCGAGCCAGCCAGCGCCGGUUUCCUGGACCACCCUGUCCACCUACGCCGGAGCAAACGGGUUCAGAAGUUGCUGGAAGGCCUGGGCCGCAAACCUGGCUGA
Molecule: messenger RNA, 1146 nt
Organism: Chaetomium globosum CBS 148.51
Lineage: Eukaryota; Fungi; Ascomycota; Sordariomycetes; Sordariales; Chaetomiaceae
Exons: 1
Coding region: 1-1146 (381 amino acids)
Source: RefSeq, a predicted model, not a curated record